AUGGCGCUUGUCAGAGAUCCCUGCUUCUGGAAGCGCUUCUCGACCGCAGUCCACAUGGACGAAGAAGCCAAGGCUGUCGACCAAGGAACACAAACCACACCAGCUCGAGCCUCAUGGCUAUCCCGCGAGCGACGUAAACGCAAGAGAUCUAUCAUCUGCGGGUUCGUCAUCUUUUUCGCCAUUGUCUUUGCCGUCGCAGCUGGUGUGAUUGUCUGGUGGCUUGCCAAGAACCACUGGCUUCAGCCUGGACCUGAUGAGACUCCUUGA
Messenger RNA from Penicillium nucicola, 267 nucleotides. RefSeq lists its product as uncharacterized. The transcript is spliced from 2 exons. The record is from RefSeq and is a predicted model, not a curated record. The coding region runs from base 1 to 267 and encodes 88 amino acids. NCBI's taxonomy places the organism in Eukaryota, Fungi, Ascomycota, Eurotiomycetes, Eurotiales, Aspergillaceae.